Molecule: messenger RNA, 1347 nt
Organism: Malus domestica (apple)
Lineage: Eukaryota; Viridiplantae; Streptophyta; Magnoliopsida; Rosales; Rosaceae
Source: RefSeq, a predicted model, not a curated record
AUGUCGAAAGAGAAUUUGAUGUUGACGUUAAUAAUUCCUGGGAAGAAACAACCCGGAAAUGAUAUUGAUGUUUACUUGCAACCACUCAUAGAAGAUUUAUUGAUUAUCCCGCUUAUGGUAACUUGGCUGGAUGUUUUACAAAGGGCAGGUUUGCUUGUGUGGCAUGUGGUGCUAACACGCGAUCUGAGGUUGCCAUUUAGUAAGAAGCAUGUAUAUACCGGCAAUAGAAGAUUUCUUCCACCUUCUCAUGAGUUUCGCAAGAAGGGUAAAUGGUUUGAUGGGAAUGAUGAUAUUGGGCAAAAACCAAGGGUAUUGACAGGUGAAGAAGUUUUAUAUGCUUUCGAAGCAGCUGGAAGGGAUUGGGGAAAAAAGUCAACUACACAAAAAGGCACAAAAAGGAAGAUGAGUGUAAAGAAAGGUGUACAGACAACAGGAAGUGAUCCUAUUAACAUAUGGAAAAAGAAAUCAAUUUUCUUUGAUUUGCCGUAUUGGAAGAAAUUAUGUUUGAGGCAUAAUUUGGACAUCAUGCACAUAGAGAAAAAUGUUUGUGAAAGUAUUGUUGGCACAUUGCUACAUAUUAAAGGUAAAUCAAAGGAUGGACUUAAUUGUCGUAAAGAUUUAAAGGAAUUGGGUAUUUGGCAUGAUUUAUGCAUAACUGAAGAGAAAGGAAAAAAGAUGAAACUACCUCCAGCACUUUACAACUUCUCUAAAGCAGAGAAACAUAUUUUCUGUAAGAGGUUGUUCGAUAUGAAGGUACCGGAUGGUUAUAGCUCAAAUAUUAGUAAUUGUGUGGAUCUAAGUGACUGCAAUCUAAUUGGACUCAAGUCCCAUGAUUGUCAUGUCCUAAUGCAACAAUUGUUGCCAGUAGCAAUAAGAGGUCUUUUGCCUAAAGGUCCAAGACAUGCAAUCUUUCGGUUGUGUGUAUUUUUCCACGAACUCUAUCAAGGAGUUAUUGACAAAAGUAAGCUGGAAGUAUUGGAGAAUGAGGUUGCAGAAACAAUAUGCAUGCUUGAGAAGUAUUUUCCACCUUCUUUCUUUGAUAUUAUGAUUCACCUUACAAUCCAUUUAGUGAGGGAAGCUAGGCUAUUUGGACCUGUUCAUUAUCGUUGGAUGUAUCCUUUUGAAAGAUUUAUGAAGGUGUUAAAGGAUUAUGUUAGAAAUCGAGCACGACCAGAGGGGUCUAUGGUAGAGUGUGUCUUAGCUGACGAGUGUGUGAAAUUUUGUACUGGUGUGACAAUGACCAUGUCUUCAGAAAUGUACCAAAUUGCUCAUCGUUACAUAUUGUUUAAUAGCUCAGAAGCUGAGCCAUAUCGAGAGUGAGUUAUGCACCCUUUUAGAAGCUUAUGU